AAUUAAAGGUCUUGCGCUCUCUCACUCAGCCAUCCCUAACCCACGUCUCCGCUCUAGUAGCUGGCUCAUCAUCCGGCAAGUGGCACAAUGAAUGAAGGCGACUGGACUUGCGACGCCAACGACGCCGUCCAUCUGACGAUCGUUCAACCCGGCGAGACGAAAGCCAAGACGAUUUCCAGCUUCCACCCUCAGUUCACAUAUCCCAUCUUCGGCGACGAGGAGCAAAUAUUCGGCUAUAAGGGGUUGAUCAUCCGCUUGCGGUUUGCAGCCCAUGACCUCCGCCCGAAUAUCAAUAUCUCUUACGAUGAGAAGUUCAAGCCCGUCGGCGAUAUUUCCGCCGUCGACCUGCUGAAAACACUGAAGCCAUGGGUUCCUGAAGAGGCCUUCGGCUUACUUCCCGACUAUGAAAAAGCCGUCCAGGAGGACGAAGAUGCAAAGGACUUUGUACCACCUGGCAAGCUUGUUCACAGCUAUGUCACUCGAGACAGAAAUUACGAAAUCUGGGCCGGCUCUCUUGCUGAUCCUCAAGUCCGACGACUACUGGACCGCGCGCAAAUUUUUGUAUCGCUGUUCAUCGAAGCCGGUACACCCUUGGUCACGGAUGAUCCUGAAUGGACACUUGAGAGAUGGACAGUCUACUUUGUCUAUGAGAAAGUGAAACCGCCCACGCCAACGGCCUCACAAUAUUCCAUCGUCGGGUAUGCGACCACUUAUCGCUGGUGGUUCUACCAGAGAGACACUACACAGAGUCGCUCCGUCGUGAACGACCCAUUCCCGGCACCCGAAAUUAGACCUGCUCAGCUGCCGGCUCGGCUACGAAUCGCUCAAUUUUUGAUUCUCCCUCCUCAUCAAGGCUCGGGACAUGGGACUCAUCUCUACACCACCAUUCACGCCGCAUGCUUCAAGGACCCGACAAUUACCGAAUUGACUGUCGAAGAUCCGAAUGAGGCUUUCGAUGCCCUCCGCGACACAGCCGACUACCACAUCUUGUUGCCGGAGUUCCUCAAACAUAAGGUAGAUAUCAACCCCAACCCUUAUGGAGAGCUCCCCAAGAAGCAGCGCCCUCGGCGUGUCCCUACGUCGGCACUGAUCCCUACAAAGCUGUUGCACGACAUCCGCUCGUCAUUCAAGAUUGCCUCCACUCAGUUCGCUCACAUCAUGGAGAUGUAUCUUCUGGGUCAAAUACCUGCCAAGAAUCGCCUAGCUGGUGGAACGAAUAUGUCCCGACUACUGAUCAAGAAGCAUAAUGCCGAAGAUCCUAACGACCGCCGAUACUACUGGUGGCGUAUGCUCACCAAGCAGCGUCUUUACAAGCGCCACCGGGAUCUACUCAUUCAACUUGACUCGAGCGAACGCAUCGAGAAGCUGGAGGAGACCGUGACGAACGUCGAGGAGGGCUACGAUGCUCUUCUCAAGGCCUUCAACGCCCGCGAGGCAGCGCUGAAGGCCAAGGAAGAGGAGUCCGGUGUGCUUGCAACCCCAGAAUCGACCGCUGUUCUGGGUGAGGCAAGCAGCAGAGAUCAGCGGGUAAAGCGGAAGCUCACAGUGGAGGACGAGGAAGAUGAAGAAGAGAACGAAGAGGCAGCUAAGCGGACAAAGGUGUGAGCGACGGCGUUUUAACGUUUCUUUAUGCUUGCCGUUCACCCACCAUUUCAUUGUAAUAUUAAACAUUAUGAAAUACCAAAACC
Messenger RNA from Aspergillus welwitschiae, 1688 nucleotides. It is a transcript of the gene hat1, whose product is annotated as histone acetyltransferase catalytic subunit HAT1. Gene Ontology annotation, biological process: subtelomeric heterochromatin formation. Lineage: Eukaryota; Fungi; Ascomycota; Eurotiomycetes; Eurotiales; Aspergillaceae. Gene Ontology annotation, cellular component: nucleus. The transcript is spliced from 4 exons. Bases 88 to 1605 code for a protein of 505 amino acids. Gene Ontology annotation, molecular function: histone H4 acetyltransferase activity. The record is from RefSeq and is a predicted model, not a curated record.